Messenger RNA from Pecten maximus, 2939 nucleotides. RefSeq lists its product as uncharacterized. Lineage: Eukaryota; Metazoa; Mollusca; Bivalvia; Pectinida; Pectinidae. Bases 258 to 2273 code for a protein of 671 amino acids. The transcript has 18 exons. The record is from RefSeq and is a predicted model, not a curated record.
CCAAAAGGUAGACACUUCUUGUAUGUAGAUAUGAGAGCAGUCCCAGUUUGGUUUAUCUACGAUAUGGUGGAUUAAUAAUAGUGGGCCGGUGAAAAGGACUCUCCCUGAAGCUUCCGUAACGUAGUGCCUUCCUUCAAUAUCGUGACGUGGAAUCUAAUUUGCAUAUUACCUGUCCAGGAUUAAUUAGUCACACUAAGACUUCUUAUAACGCUUUGUGUGCAAUCGUUGGCCAUACAGACACAAACGGCGGACGUAAGAUGGGGGCGCUGUGUUUUUCGAUCGUAUUAGCUUGUCUAUUUACAACACAAGUUGAAUCCAUAUGUCGUGUCAUCGCUGGUUUAGAAGGAAUACCAACAGGGUAUAGCCAUUUGUCGUAUCAACCCCUAACCACACAGCUACAGAACCCAGGACGGGGAUGGACGGAAGAAUACUCUAUCAGCGCAACUAAUUUCGAUCCCGUUCAGCUUAUUCAGCUAGACUCCCUUCGUCUGACAACGGGGAGUACCCUGGUGCACCGCCAUUACACACUCGAAGACUUCAAAACCACUAUUAUCUCACAAGACUUUUUAAAGAAGGUUGAACAAGACUUUAUUACCAUAAAGGAAGCUGGAUUUAUGGUUGUCCUCCGAUUUAGCUACAAAAAGGGACUCAUGGGAGAGGGAACAUAUGGUGACGCCACUUUGGAAUACAUUAAAAUACACACCGCUCAAUUGAAAUCACUCUUAACGAAUUACCAAGGUAUCAUACUUGUUUUUCAAGUUGGCUUCAUCGGAACAUGGGGUGAAUGGUUUUACACUGAUCACUUUGGAUACCCCUCACCUUUGAAUCCCCAAAAUUACCGUGAUCGUCGCGAAGUUAUUGAAAGCGUUCUUGAUGCAGUCCCAGAUAGUGUGCAAGUACAGCUCCGUGCACCGAUUUUCAAACGUGAAAUUUAUGGCUACCAACCUACAUCUAUCACCGACUUUUUCACUUACAAGAAGCCAAGCCAGAAAUCGCGUAUAGGUCACCAUAACGACUGUUUCCUGGCCGACAGCAUUGACCGCGGAACUUACUCUAACUAUAACGUGGAAUUCAACUAUUUACGCGAGGACACGAAGAAUGUAAUCAUGGGAGGCGAGACCUGUUCAUUAGACACUACGGACGAAAGACAUGUUUGUCCGAAUGCUGAGAUAGAACUUGAAGCACUUCACUACACUUUCCUUUCCCAGUCCUAUAACAAGGAAGUCCUAGCAAACUGGACAACAGAAGGCUGUUAUGGAUUGUUCGGUGUCAAGCUGGGAUACACUAUGGCUCUCGUCGAGAGUGUUCUGCCAAAUACUGUUAUUCGUGGAGGAGAGCUGUCUUAUUACAUGUUAUUGAGGAACAAUGGAUGGGCUGCCCCUGCUAAAACCAUGAAUGUCUACCUUGUGCUCAUGUCAUCAACAAACGGUAUAUACAAGGUCCCAAUAGAAACCAACACCCGGCUAUGGAUGCCCAAUGAGGACAUCUUCCUCAGAGGAAGUGCAAAGGUUCCAACAUCAGUCACUCCGGCCUCGUACCAGAUGUGGUUGGCGAUAGGAGACAAACAGUUGACAGAGGAAUCAGACUACUAUGUCCUCCUGGCUAACAACAUGGUUCCCUCUCCAGAUAUGGGCCUGAACAAUCUUACCCAUCCUAUCACCGUUAUUGAAGGAAAACCGGUGAUUUCUUCAGACUGUCCAAGGUUCGAGCCAUGGAAUCCGCCACAAUUUGCUCGUCAUCCUAGAAUCUUAGACAGUAACGCUUGUCUUAAAACACGAGUUCUGAAUGAUGACUUUGAGGAUAAAACGGCCUGGUCCGGCCUGUGGAAUGGCUUCCAUUACCGAACCGACGCCGCUCAGGCCUACAGUGGAAAUGGUUACAUCGAGGUGGUGCAUACUCCCGAGGGCGGAGGUGCCUACCAAGCUAUUACAUUCUUUGACAAACCGACAGUCAAUCUCACAAGAAUGGCUGUCAAGGCCUGGGGAAAACACGGCGGGUCUGUUAGUUUGGCCAGUACCAAUUUUAGUUUGUAUUGUGACGUCACGUUACAAGACGAAUCUGGUACGUACGGAUUGAAUGUACCUUUCCUAGGGGGACAACAGGGAACUUCCUGGAACAGUGUUAUCGUCACCAUAGAUCAACCCAAGGGUAUCCGGGCUGUUACCUGCUACUUGCUUUACAAGGGGUAUAACAGCGGCUCUGCAUUCUUUGAUAAAGUCGACGUUUGGCUACUUUCUGGAACCACCGGAUUUGAUGAAUGUCAAUAUACAUAAAAACGUCUGAAUCACAAUUUAAAUGGAACAUAUCUAAGUGACAUCUAUGGAAUAUUAUAUAUUUUCCAUUUAUCCGAAAAUAGAUUAUGGAGUUACGGUUGCCUAUUAUGAAGAUGUCACACAUACAGCAAGAUAACUUACUGUUUUGUUACGUACUAUUUUCUUUAUUAGAUGAUUUAACUUUAACCGUUGAACUGAAAAUCAUUGAACAUGAUUUGAUUGCUAAUCAUUAUAAGAUUAAACAGGAAUUAGAAUUAUAGUUAUGCAAUCAGUCUCAUAUUCAGGAUAUUCAUGUUCGUAUGAAAAAGUAUUCACUGUUGUAUAAGUUGAUUUAUUUCAUCAUAGGUUUGAUAAUUUGUGCAACAACAUAAAUCUUGAUAAUAUUUAUCUUAUUAUCAAUCCUCAUUAUUAUUAAAAUCAAUAAAUGGAUUUUGAAUUGUUAUCAAAAUAUUAAUUUCAUGAUAACUUGAAUUUGAUUUUAGUAAUUCAUGGGAAAAGUGUGGUAAAAUAUAUAUAUAUAUAUAGCAUCAAGUAUACGUUUAUGAUUGUAGAAUAUCAUUUUAAGUAUACCAUAUAACUAACAACUUCUAUAAUUGAAACAUCUGCAAAAAUACAUGUGUGUGGUAAGUAUUUAUAUAUAUAUAACCUUAAAGAUUGGUUGGAAGA